Zea mays is the source of this 1613-nucleotide messenger RNA. RefSeq lists its product as uncharacterized. The record is from RefSeq and is marked provisional. Gene Ontology annotation, cellular component: nucleus. Lineage: Eukaryota; Viridiplantae; Streptophyta; Magnoliopsida; Poales; Poaceae. Gene Ontology annotation, molecular function: RNA polymerase II cis-regulatory region sequence-specific DNA binding; DNA-binding transcription factor activity. Gene Ontology annotation, biological process: cellular response to heat; regulation of transcription by RNA polymerase II.
CGCCGCGCCGCCGCCGCCGUUCCUCAUGAAGACGUACGAGAUGGUGGACGACCCGGCCACGGACGGCGUCGUGUCCUGGGGCCCCGGGAACAACAGCUUCAUCGUCUGGAACACGCCCGAGUUCGCCCGAGACCUCCUGCCCAAGUACUUCAAGCACAGCAACUUCUCCUCGUUCGUCAGGCAGCUCAACACCUACGGGUUUAGAAAGGUUGAUCCAGACAGAUGGGAAUUUGCAAAUGAGGGUUUUCUGAGAGGACAAAAACAUCUGCUGAAGACUAUCAACAGAAGGAAACCAUCCUUGCAGGGUAACAGCCAACCACAGCAACCUCAGUUGCAGAACGCUCCUGUGCCUUCGUGUGUAGAGGUGGGUAAGUUUGGGUUGGAGGAAGAGAUUGAACGGCUGAAAAGGGACAAGAAUGUUCUUAUGCAAGAGCUUGUAAGGCUGAGACAGCAACAGCAAACAACUGACCAUCAGCUCCAGACUUUGGGCAAGCGUCUUCAAGGGAUGGAGUCACGGCAGCAACAGAUGAUGUCUUUCCUGGCCAAAGCAAUGCAAAGUCCUGGUUUCCUAGCACAGUUUGUACAGCGAAAUGAGAACAGCAGGAGGAGAAUAGUAGCUGCGAACAAGAAAAGGCGGCUGCCCAAGCAAGAUGGUGGACUCGAGUCCGAAAGUUCUGCUGCUUCGUUAGACGGUCAAAUUAUCAAGUAUCAGCCUUCGAUCAACGAAGCAGCCAAAGCAAUGCUAAGGAAGAUCCUAAACGUAGAUUCUUCGCAUAGGUUUGAAUCUAUGGGCAAUUCAGAUAAUAGUAAUAAUAAUAAUAUUCUGCUGGAGGAUUAUAUGCCGGCCGCCCAAGCUUUUGAGAGCUCUUCGUCGACAAGAAAUUCUGGGGUCACCCUUGCAGAGGUUCCAGCAAACUCAGGCUUGGCGUAUGUCGGCACGAGCUCGGCUAUCUGUUCUCCUCCAGCGGCCCCUGAAAUGCAGUGCCCAGUGGUGCUGGAUAACAAGGCGUACAAGCAAGUGGCCAGCAUGAGUGCUGUGCCUCCUGUUUCAAGUGACAUGGGUAUUAUUCCGGAAUUCUCAGAUCUGGCAGACUUGGUCUCUGUGGAUAUUCUUGGAGGGGCCUUUGAGAUGAUGCCUGGUCCUGAGUUCCCCCUGCCAGAAGAAGGUGAUGAUGGGACCACCAUGUACAACAACAACGACGAGGAGGCUCAGAGCCUUCCAGGCAUCAUCAACUCCAUCUGGGAGCAGUUCCUGGUAGGCAGCCCUCUAUCUACCGAUAAUGAGGAAGUUGAUUCAGCAGGCGGACUAUAUGCGCAGGAGGAUGGAUGGAGCAAAGUGGGGAACAUCGCUAAUCUUACAGAACAGAUGGGACUUGUAUCAUCAACAAAUCACCGGGACUCAGGGAAUGGGCUGUACUAGUAUCUUAAUUAAUACAGUAGACUGAGGAUUCUGGUAAUAAGUGUUGCAUGCUCUUUUCUUAUUUAAUUAUUUUCCCCCUUUUCGCCAACUCAAUAUGGGAGGUGGGGGUGAGGAGAUUCAAAGGCAUGUUUGGCUCGUUACCUAAGUUGACACACUUUGCCAAACUUACUUUUAUGACUAAGGUUAGUUAUUU